Messenger RNA from Salvelinus fontinalis (brook trout), 1654 nucleotides. Its product is annotated as potassium voltage-gated channel subfamily G member 3-like. Lineage: Eukaryota; Metazoa; Chordata; Actinopteri; Salmoniformes; Salmonidae. Gene Ontology annotation, cellular component: membrane; voltage-gated potassium channel complex. The transcript is spliced from 2 exons. Gene Ontology annotation, biological process: protein homooligomerization; potassium ion transmembrane transport. The record is from RefSeq and is a predicted model, not a curated record. Gene Ontology annotation, molecular function: delayed rectifier potassium channel activity. The coding region runs from base 315 to 1613 and encodes 432 amino acids.
CACUGAGUAGAGCGGAACAACAGGCGCUCAGAACACCAGUGCGAUGUCGCGCAAGGAUAUAGAGUAGCGCGCUCUGUUGCAUAGUCAUCACGACACAACUCCAGUCGUCCAGACAUAGCUCUCUCUGAACAAGGAAAAUGACGAAAAAGCUUGUAAUAACGGCCAAACGCAAUAGGAACGUAUUGACUCCAAUAUUGGAUUUGGAGAGGAAUAAAGCAUGAUGGUUUUAUAAGAAACUGGUGCCUUUUGGCGCUGUAUAAAACGCACAGGGUGCCUUUUUCAGUUCUCUACAAACACCUGUCAACAGCUGAAAGAUGAAGUUUGGGAAGAGCAUCUGUAUCCUUAAUGUGGGUGGCACAAAAUAUGCGUUCUCUAAGGAGGUGAUAAAAGAUUUCCCUCUGAGUAGAGUGAGCCGUUUGCACAAAUGCGCCUCGGAGAAAGAAGUACUAGAAGUGUGCGACGACUAUGAUCAGGAACGGAACGAGUUUUUCUUUGAUAGGCACUCCGAGGCUUUUUGUUUCAUCAUGCUGUACGUGAAGUACGGGAAGCUACGCUUCGUCCCGCAGAUGUGCGAGCUGUCAUUCUACAACGAGAUGAUUUAUUGGGGGCUGGAGAGCUCACACUUGGAGUUUUGCUGCCAGCGGAGACUGGAUGAUAGGAUGUCCGACUCAUACAUUCAUUUCUCCGAAGAGGAAAACAAACUCGACGAAGAAAUGAGGGGCGAGAAUUUGGUGACUCGAGUGGUCACAGAGGGAGAGGAUUCAAAGUGGCUGGAGAGAAUGAGAAGGACUUUUGAUGAACCGACUUCAUCAGUCGCAGCACAAAUCUUAGCUUCAGUGUCCGUUAUAUUUGUUAUAGUGUCCAUGGUGAUGCUUUGUGCGAGUACUUUGCCAGAUUGGAAAACCGCUGAGAACAACAGUGUGGUGGAGCACAGGUACAAUCCAGACUCUUUAGAGCAUCCAUCCGGGAUCAUCGAGGCUGUGUGUAUCAGCUGGUUCACCGCCGAGUGCAUUGUGCGCUUCAUCGUGUCGCGGGACAAGUGUGAGUUUGUCAAACGGCCCCUCAACGUCAUCGACCUACUGGCCAUCACGCCCUACUACAUCUCCAUCUCCAUGACGAUGCUGACAGGCGAGAACUCGCAGCUGCAGCGGGCGGGCGUCACCCUGCGCGUCCUGCGCAUGAUGCGCAUCUUCUGGGUGAUCAAGCUGGCCCGUCACUUCCUGGGCCUGCAGACUCUAGGGCUGACGCUGAGGCGCUGCUACCGGGAGAUGGUGAUGCUGCUGCUGUUCAUCUGCGUGCCCAUGGCCAUAUUCAGUGCUCUAGCCCAGCUGCUGGAGCAUGGCCUGGACUUGGAGUCGCCCAACGAGGACUUUGCCAGCAUCCCUGCCGCCUGCUGGUGGGUUAUUAUCUCCAUGACCACUGUGGGCUAUGGAGACAUGUACCCCAUCACCGUGCCUGGGCGAGUGCUGGGUGGCCUGUGCGUGGUGAGCGGCAUCGUGCUCCUGGCACUACCCAUCACCUUCAUCUACCACAGCUUCGUGCAGUGCUACCAUGAGCUCAAGUUCCGCUCGGCCCGCUGCACGCGGAGCCUGUCCGCAGAGUUUCUCAACUGAGGGACCACUGACGUUGCAGGAGGGUUAAUAGGGGGGUGGGG